This is a messenger RNA of Phyllotreta striolata, 1174 nucleotides long. Lineage: Eukaryota; Metazoa; Arthropoda; Insecta; Coleoptera; Chrysomelidae. The record is from the annotation of a GenBank genome assembly.
GCCGCCGCCGCCGCCGCAGCCGCCGCGGCGGAGCGCUCGGCCGUUCGUCGUCGACGUUGCUGGUGGAACGACGCGCCUCGACGCCCUCGAUAAGCCGCCGUCGGGACGUCCGCGAGCUCGAUAUCGCGAUAUGUGCGAGCGCCGAUGAAGGGCCCGGUCGCUGAUAAGGUUUUUGGUUUUCUUUUCAUCAUCCGACUAGCAGGAAUAUCAUGCUUGAAGGAGGUCCUGCUGGAUAUCCAGCCGAACGUCGUCGAAUACGGCGGAUCCACCACCUUAACAUGCGCUUAUAAUCUACAAGGGGAACCUUUGUACACUGUUAAAUACUACCGUGGUACUCACGAGUUCUACCGGUACACUCCCAAGGAGCAUCCCAGCACCAAGAAGUUCCCAUUUUCAGGAGCCCAAGUCGAUGUGGAGGCUUCCAACGAGCACCAUGUGAUGCUGCGAGACGUCCGCUUCAGUCUAUCGGGUAAAUUCAGCUGCGAAGUGACCACCGACGGGCCCCAUUUCUCCACUCGCACCGAUUCCAAGGAAUUGUUAGUCGUGGCGUUACCAGCCGAUUCGCCCACUCUCGGUACCGAUAAAAGCUUCUACGAUGUAGGGGAUGUUUUGAGGGCGAGUUGCGCCUCGUCGGCUUCCAGACCGGCCGCUAAACUCACCUUUUUUUUAAAUAAUAUCGAGGUGUGCCAAACGUGCCGCAGGAAUCGAACGGCCGCAGGGGAAUUAUACGCCAGCACCGUGCUCAUGGCCCUGCCGCUCUUCGACUCCCAUUUCCACAAUGGCCGGCUGACGCUCGAAUGCGUCGCGACGAUCGGGGAUUUCUAUCGUCGCGACGCCGAACUCACAUUCGACAAUCCCAAGGAUCCCGUACCGGAGAAAGUUACUUUGUUCAGCCAUGCGGCGAAUUUCAGGAGGGAAAACUUCGCCGUUGCUUCGGUGUGGCUGGCGCUGGUUCAUCUGAAAUUAUAAAGUAUAAAAACGCGAUUAUACUUACCUAAAUGUACGUAAUUAAGUAAGUUUCGUUUUCGUGUAAUUAAAUAGGGUGGAAUUAACUAAAUUGUGAUCAUGGAAAAACUCACUUGAAUUAAAGGCCGAAUCGCCGGUUUUUUUUAUUGUAUAAUUUAAGUAGAUUUAAAUUGGAUAAGCAUAACUAAUCAAAAUAAAAUGAUUUUAG